Molecule: messenger RNA, 1470 nt
Organism: Microthlaspi erraticum
Lineage: Eukaryota; Viridiplantae; Streptophyta; Magnoliopsida; Brassicales; Brassicaceae
Source: the annotation of a GenBank genome assembly
AUGGGGUCCUGUCUAUCUGCAGAGAGCGGGAGCCCUAGACCGGGCUCUCCUUGCUCUCCUGCCUUUAGUGUGAGGAAGAGGAAGAACUCCAAGAAGAGACCUGGUUCUAGGAACUCUUCCUUUGACUACAGGAGAGAAGACCCGUUGCAUCGCGUUCCGGGUCGGAUGUUCUUGAAUGGGUCAAGUGAGGUUGCUUGCAUCUUCACUCAACAAGGCAAGAAAGGUCCUAAUCAAGAUGCCAUGGUUGUUUGGGAGAAUUUUGGUUCACGGACAGAUACAAUCUUCUGUGGAGUGUUUGACGGGCAUGGUCCGUAUGGUCAUAUGGUUGCAAAGAGAGUCAGAGACAAUCUUCCUCUCAAGCUGAGUGCUUACUGGGAAGCGAAGGUACCAGUUGAAGGUGCUCUCAAGUCGAUCACCACCGUUAAUCACGCAAGCAACGGUAGCAUCUCUGAAGAUACUCCUGCUGCUUCUUUUGUAUCUGCUGAAGAAGAACCUCUUAGGCCAUCCGUUGACAUGGAAGAGUCCCAUUCUGAAUUGUUUCAAACUCUGAAAGAAGCGUUUCUCAAGGCUUUCAAAGUUAUGGAUAGAGAACUUAAGUUCCACGGAAGUGUUGACUGCUAUUGCAGUGGCACAACAGCUGUGACUUUGAUCAAGCAGGGUGAGUAUCUUGUGGUUGGAAAUGUUGGAGACUCAAGAGCUGUAAUGGGUACAAGAGACAGUGAAAAUGGUCUUGUUGCUGUUCAACUAACUGUGGAUCUCAAGCCAAAUCUUCCAGCUGAGGCAGAGAGAAUAAAAAAGUGUCGUGGAAGGGUGUUUGCUCUUAGAGAUGAGCCUGAAGUUUGUAGAGUUUGGCUGCCAAACUGUGACUCACCUGGACUUGCAAUGGCACGUGCUUUCGGAGACUUUUGCCUUAAAGAUUUUGGUCUAAUCUCUGUCCCUGAUGUCUCUUUCCGUCGCUUAACCGACAAAGAUGAGUUUGUAGUCUUGGCUACUGAUGGGAUUUGGGAUGUGCUGUCAAAUGAAGAUGUGGUUGCUAUUGUAGCUUCAGCUCCAUCGCGUUCCUCUGCAGCAAGAGCUUUAGUGGAGUCUGCGGUUAGAGCUUGGAGAUACAAGUACCCAACUUCCAAAGUCGAUGACUGUGCUGCUGUUUGCUUGUAUCUAGACUCCAACAACAACACAAACGCCAUAUCUACAGCUUCCUCUGUCUCCAAACUGGACGACGACGAGGGAGAGGAACUAAAAACCGCAACUGAGAAUGACGAUGAUGAUGCGUCAGGACCAAGCGGUCUAGGCCGUUCGAGUACUGUCAGGACCGGGAAAGAGAUUGCUCUCGACGAAAGUGAAGCCGAGAAGCUGAUAAAAGAAGAGGAUCACUUAGAUACAGAGCAUGGAACAGAGUACUCUGCACUAGAAGGUGUUGCAAGGGUUAAUACGCUUUUGAACUUACCAAGAUUUGUGCCUGGAAAGUGA